Messenger RNA from Myripristis murdjan (pinecone soldierfish), 2886 nucleotides. It is a transcript of the gene bmp7b, whose product is annotated as bone morphogenetic protein 7b. The record is from RefSeq and is a predicted model, not a curated record. Gene Ontology annotation, cellular component: extracellular region. The transcript has 7 exons. Gene Ontology annotation, molecular function: cytokine activity; growth factor activity. Lineage: Eukaryota; Metazoa; Chordata; Actinopteri; Holocentriformes; Holocentridae. Bases 251 to 1531 code for a protein of 426 amino acids. Gene Ontology annotation, biological process: BMP signaling pathway.
UUGUCGGCUGCACUCGCCUGUUGCUGGAGGUUGUGGAUGUGGACAGAAGGUCCGCGACAAGAGUCCGCUCAGCUAGCAAUAAAAGGGCAUUCAAGUUAAAUUGAUGCUUCAUUCGGGAGCACUUCCCUCAACAUGAGGGCCCGUCACUGAUUUGGGAUAUUGAACAUACCAUUUGCUAGCUAAAAGUUCAAUAUCCACUUCCCAAAGUUUCGGCGAAGAGAAUUGGGCGCAAUUACGCGCGGCGUUCACCAUGGCACCAGUUUGGGAUAGACGCGCUCCCGCUUUGCUCUUGGUAUGGGGCUACUGCGUCCUGGCCGACACCGUUUUUACGAACUUUACUUUGGACAACGAGGUCCAUUCCAGUUUCAUCCACCGUCGGCUGAAGAGCCAGGAGCGCAGGGAGAUGCAGCGGGAGAUCCUCUCAAUCCUCGGGCUGCCGCACCGGCCGCGACCCCACCUCCACGGAAAGCACAAUGCUGCCCCGAUGUUCAUGCUGGACCUGUACAAUGCCAUGUCCAUUGAGGGGGACGAGGACAGAUACUCCUAUCCAUACAAGCCCGUAUUCACCACCCAGGGGCCCCCGAUUGCCAGCCUGCAAGACAACAACUUCUUGAACGAUGCAGAUAUGGUCAUGAGCUUUGUCAAUUUAGUGGAACAUGAUAAGGAGUUUCUACCAGUGCGGCGGCAUCAUCGAGAGUUCAGAUUCGACCUGUCACGGAUCCCCGAGGGCGAGGCUGUCACUGCCGCCGAGUUCCGCAUUUAUAAAGACUUCAUCCAUGAACGCUAUGAUAACGAGACCUUCCGUAUCAGCGUCUACCAGGUGCUGGAGGAACACUCUGAUAGGGAAUCAGAUCUAUUUCUGCUGGACUCACGAGUGAUCUGGGCAGCAGAGGAGGGUUGGCUGGUGUUUGAUGUGACAGCCACCAGUAACCACUGGGUCCUGAACCCUGGCAGGAACCUGGGUCUGCAGCUGGCCCUGGAGAGCACAAAUGGAGAGAGUGUCAACCCACGUGUGGCUGGGCUGAUCGGUCGGAGUGGGCCCCAGAAUAAACAGCCCUUCAUGGUGGCCUUCUUCAAAGCUACUGAGGUGCACCUGCGUAGCAUCCGCUCAGCACAAGGAGGCACCAAACGUAACUCCAACCGGUCAAAAGGGGCGAAGGGCCAGGAAGCACUCCGAGUGGCCAACAUUGCAGAGAACAGCAGUGCUGAUCAGAAGCAGGCAUGUAAGAAACAUGAGCUCUACGUCAGUUUCAGAGACCUGGGGUGGCAGGAUUGGAUCAUUGCUCCAGAGGGAUACGCAGCAUACUAUUGUGAGGGAGAGUGUGCCUUCCCGCUGAACUCCUAUAUGAAUGCCACAAACCAUGCCAUCGUCCAAACCCUUGUUCAUUUCAUUAACCCAGAAACAGUCCCCAAGCCAUGUUGUGCCCCCACGCAGCUCCACGCCAUCUCAGUGCUCUACUUUGACGACAGCUCCAACGUGAUCCUCAAGAAGUACCGCAACAUGGUGGUCAGAGCUUGCGGCUGCCACUAGACUGCAUCUCCACACGGACACAAACACAUGGACAUACACACACAAGUAAAGAGGGCUUCUCUUCAAUGUCAGACACUAUUUUGGGGCUUGGCAUUUUAAACAUUGAGAGUGGAUGAGAAAACACACACAAUCACACACACACACACACAUUUUGUACAAUGCAAAUGCAAUGCAUUUUGAGAGCCCAUUUCAAGUCAGUUUAAUGGGUGGAGAAAGCUCUCACUUACAAGGUUCUCUUGAAAUAAACACGAUGUCCCAGAAUGCUGUGUGGCUGAACAGGAAUUUCAGACAAUCAAUUUUAGAUUCCUCUCCACAAGGGUGCACACACAUGCACAAACUUACAAACAAACACAUGCGCACACGCACACACACACACAUGCACGCACACACACACAUCUGUGCUUUCUACUGUGUAUAUGAAACAUUUAAAGCAGUGAUUGUACUGUAUAUUCAUACACAGUCAACAAUCUUUUGUUUAUUUCAAUAUUUUUUUUAUGUAGUUAAUGUGAUUUUCUUACUGUAUAUUUUAUUAUCUAUAUUUUUAUGACUGAGAGACCUGGAUGAAGGUUCUGAAUCUAUGAACUCUUCUAUGUACAAUACUGUGUAAAUAUUAUUAUUAUUAUUUUUUUUUUCAAACAAAAGCGAGAAGUGUAUUUAUUUCCUGGGAAUGUCAAAGUUGGGUUUUGUCUUUCUCCUGUAUGUAAUGCUGCCCGUGUUAUAUCGCCUUUCACAUAAUGGUACUGUUCAUCACAGACUGAGGAAAUGAAAGCAAAGCUGGCAGAACAUUAUUUUCACAUGAACAUUAAACUCAAAUCAUCCACCUCACUCUCUCUCCCUCCCGCUAUAUUCUCUCUGUCUAUAUGUCUAGGAUUGUCGUGCAGUAAAGCUUCACAGUGGGGGUGUUAAAUCUAUCAUCCGAGUACAAAGAGCAAUACGACUUCCAUCUCUUAGCCAGAAGCAUGCAGUGCUGUUUUAGUUAUACCAUUAAAGAAUUUAUCGCCAUGUAGCAUACAGACUCGCGAUGAAAAUAAGACAUUUGAGGUUGUUAACUAAACAGAUGCAAUUUAUGACAAGCAGCUUUAAGAAAUUUAACUGGAUUGUCAGAGUGUGUGUGUGUGUGUGUGUGUGUGUGUGAGAGAGAGAGAGAGAGAGAGAGAGAUUUGUACCAAGCUUCACUUGCUCUGUGUGCUAGAGUUUUUCAGGUUUAUAUUCCUCUGCUGUAAUACAGUCUGUCUUAUUUAAAAGGUCUAUUUAUUGAGAGCUGGCACAGUUGUACAGCGUGCCCCAACAAUGUCACCACUCAGAAACAUGUUUUAUUGCUGAACUGGUAAAACAAUAAACUUGGAGAAAAGCAA